GAGUUUUGUCGAAAAACUUUUCUUUUUUCACUAUUGUGUUUUUCAUUUUUUUAUCUUUACCUAUUUAUAGAAUUUGUUACUGUUUGAAACAAUGGAAAAGUUUUUGGUAACCAAAAAUAUUGUUAAGAAAGUUCGUAAAUUUAGUUUAACAGGUAGACAUAUAGAGUUUAAGAUUCGCCCGGCUCCCGAAGACUAUGAUCUAUUAAAAUGGAUCAAAGACGGUCUUAAGGGCGUUGUCGCUAGAGUAACUGAAGGAACAGAGUCAAGUGAUCAGAUCGGUUUUACUUUUUGCUCUAAAGAGUUUACACGUGGCGAUGGAUGGUUGUCUUUUCGACAGGCUUCACAAAUAAAGUUUGAAGAUAUAUGGGAUAUGAUUUCGAAAGUGUACCAGUCUAAUUCGUCGGCUUUCGAUACCGAAACGUUUUGUCUCGGGGCAACAACUGUAAAAAUGCCUAGCGGUAAAGGUAAUUUGCGUAGGCGUAAAUAUAACAACUUUGACGAAGAAUGUGCUCGUCGUAGUGGUAUUAUAACAAUAGUUAACAAAGACCACCUAUGCCUGGCUAGAGCCAUAGUUGUGGCCAAAGCAUAUAUUGAUAAUGACCCCGACAAAACGAAGCUUCGUAAAAUUACGGGGCUUCAGACGCAAAAAACUCUAGAGCUAUUAGAAUCUAGUGGUAUCGAGAUACCCAAAGAGGGUGGUGGUAUACCAGAAUUGAAUAAAUUUCAAGAAUAUUUGACAGACUAUACUUUAACUGUUUACAACUAUGGUGCAAAAGGUCGUGAUGUCGUGUUUGAAGGAAUAGGUGGCUGUAAGAAAAUUAAUUUGCUGUAUCAAGAAAAUCACUAUAACGUAAUAAUUUCUUUAACAUCUGCUUUUUGCUGUUCAUAUUUCUGCGAAAAUUGUCACAGCCCCUACACACACAAGACCUCACACCUCUGUGAAAGAAAUUGUCCUGCCUGUGAACAAGUUCCACCUUGUACUUUUAGCACAAAAAUUGUGUGCACCAACUGUAAUCGCUAUUUUAGAGGGCAAAAUUGUUAUGCUUAUCACAUUCAGACUAAACUCUGCGACCGGGUGGUAGCUUGUACAUUAUGCCUAAAAACUUUUAGGAAAGAUAGAGUACAUACAUGUGGUGAGAUUUUCUGUAAAGUGUGUAGAGAAUUUAAACCCUCUCCCCACAACUGUUACAUGCCAGUAGAUACACAUAAACCCACAAUGGACGGUACUCUCUUCAUAUUUUACGACCUCGAGUGUACACAAGAAGAGGUUAUGCCUGACGGUACUCAUCGUCAUAACUGUAAUUUGUGUGUGUUUGAACAACACUGUGCACUAUGUAUAGGUACAGAUAUAAAAUGGUGUGAUACCAAGUUCUAAAAAUAGACCCCGUUGCUCGUUUUAUGGAAUAUGUAUUAAACCAGCGCACUCUAUUCAAGAAAAUCAUCGUAGUUGGUCAUGCAGGUGGACUCUACGAUAAUCAGUUUAUGUUAAAUCAUAUAAUGACAAAGACAGAUCUCACACCUGAACUAAUUACACGAGGAACAAAACUAUUACAAUUAAAAGUGGGUAACGUCAGUUUUAUCGACUCGCUAAAUUAUUUUCCGAUGCCUCUAGCAAAGUUACCAAAAGUCUUUGAUUUAAAAAAUAUAAAAAAAGGGUACUUUCCACAUUUAUUUAAUAAAAAAGAAAAUUGGAACUAUAUUGGUCCGUUACCUGCUCUCGAAUACUAUGACCCUGACAGUUUAAAAUAUGUUCCAAAAUUAGACGAGGAAGAGGAUGCUAGAAAUCAACUUAUAUCCUGGCACAAAGGUCUCUCUGAGCAAAACUACGUUUUUGAUUUCCAAAAAGAAAUCAUAGCGUACUGCAUUGACGACGUCAGUAUUCUCGCUCGCUCAUGCUUGAAAUUCAGAGAUUUGCUUUUAAAAGAAGGAGGGGUGGAUCCUUUUACAGAAGCUAUUACUCUACCCGGGGCGUGUAAUAAGAUAUUCCGCAGAAAUUUUUUUAAGCCAAAUACCAUCGGUCUGAUUCCAAAGAAUGGCUAUAGGUGUCGGGAUAAACAAUCAAAGAUAGCAAUUCAAUGGCUGAUUUGGGAAGAACGGCAGAGAGGUAUAAAAAUAGAACACGCAUCUCGGGGCAGAGAAGUUGUUAUUAACGGUCUUAAGUUGGACGGGUACUGUAAUACCACACGAGAAGUCUUUGAAUUUGAGGGUUGUUACUUUCAUGGGUGUCCAAAAUGUAUUAAAUACAAACGUGGCACACCUACCUAUGAGGAUCCAUCCCUCACAUAUGAACAACGUUACGAAGCAACCUCGGCAAAAAAUGAAAAAUUAAGACAGUUAGGUUACGAAGUGCUUGUGAAAUGGGAGUGUGAUUUUCGUCGGGAGAUGUCUGAAAAUUCUGAAAUCAGCAAAUAUACUGAAAAACACCCUCUCUUUUCACAAACACCUCUGGAGCCUCGUGACGCUUUUUACGGUGGGCGAACAGACGCCACAAAAUUAUAUUAUUCUUGUAAGGAAGGGGAGAAAAUAAAUUAUCGGGAUAUUUGCAGCCUCUAUCCGUACAUAAACAAAUAUGGAAAAUACCCCAUAGGUCAUCCAGAGGUUUAUGUGGGAGAAGCAUGUUAUGCUUCAGAUCUAAAGACUAUAAAUGGAUUAAUUAAAUGUAAAGUGUUACCACCUACAAAUCUCUAUCAUCCCGUUCUUCCAUAUAAAACAAACAAUAAAUUAAUUUUCCCUCUAUGCCGUACUUGUUGUGAAAAUAUGUUAAAGGAAGAGUGUAGUCAUGCGGACGAAGAGCGUGCAAUUACGGGGACUUGGGUAAUGGACGAGGUGACAAAAGCUUUGGAAAAAGGCUAUAAAAUAUUAGAUAUAUAUGAAAUUUGGGAAUAUGAAACGGUACAGUACGAUCCUUCCACAAAGUCUGGCGGUCUUUUUGCUGAAUAUAUUUCUAAAUUUUUAAAAAUAAAACAACAAGCUAGCGGGUGGCCUCCAGAGUGUAAGACUGAUGAAGACAAAAAGAUGUAUAUAAAAGAAUAUUUUGACAGAGAGGGAGUAGAGCUAAACCCCGAUGAAAUUGAGUACAAUUCUGGGCGUAGACAAGUCGGCAAAUCUAUAAUUACUAGCUUCUGGGGAAAACUUGGACAAUUAGAGAACCAGAGCAAAUGUUCUAUUGUUAAUGACCCAGCAGAACUAUUAGAUAUUCUGUCACAGCCUUACAAAGAAGUUAACCAUAUAUUCCCAGUUAAAGAGAACACUCUCAUCGUUAACUGGUCCUUUAAAGAUGAGGCAUACACUUCUCUACCGACCUUAACGAUAACGAUAACGAUACCACCGAAGAGUACGUAACUACUCGAAAUAUAUUAAGAAAUACCAACCAUUCUGUCGUCACCAAAGAGGUAACUAAAGUAUUCCGCACCACUUUUACUAAACGGAAACGAAUUGAAAACUAUAACUCUGUUCCUUAUGGAUACAAACGGCAAUGCAUCUAGUAUUGGUAAUCUUUUUUAAGUAGUAUUUUUGUAAAGUUAUCCACCUAAGAAAAACAGAGUGAGGUUGAGAGGUCAGUUCAUAGCUAUUCUGCGGAAACAUUCGAUUUAACAUGCUAGCUGUAUUAAAUAUCAGCUGUUUUCAUAGCUAUUUCCUUCCUAUCCCUUCCUUAUACCCUUUCAUCAUAGUACAUAAGUAUUUUUAAAAUUAUUAAACAGAAUUUGAAAAAUUAUUUAAAGUCUCCAUUUAAAUCAACGUGCAAUAUUAGGGCCCCCGCAGACUGCAGACUUUUUAUCGGCCGAUAGUUUGGUCGGUUUCUUAAUCAGUAUGGAGAGGAAUGCAUAUGCGCACACUACAGAGAUUCAGUAUCGGCCGAUAAAAAAGUUUGAUGGGCUACUCGAUUACAUUCAAACUAAUCUGUCGGCCAACUGUCGGCCGACUGUUUAAUCAGUAUUGGCGCAUACACGCCUGCGCAUACACGACGAUUGUUUAGUCGGCCGAUAGUUCAGUUCGCUCUGUGAUUUGGCGUCGUGUGCUUCUAUUCAAUAUGGCUUCGCCCAAAUCACAAUUGUUGAUUAUAGAAAGUUCCGUCGAAAACUUAAUUGAAGAAGUCGAGAAAAGACCUGCGCUUUAUAAAAAAAGUUUAAAGGAGUACUCCGACGCGAAUAUGAAGAAAAAACUGUGGGAGGAAGUUUGCGAAGCAGUUGUUGUUGAUUGGAAUUCGCUUAGCGCUGAGGAGAAAACAAACAAAGGUCGUGAUGUGCAAAAAAAAUGGGCUAAUUUAAGGACUUGCUAUCGUCGCGAAUUAAACGCUCAAAAGAACACUAAGUCGGGGCAAGCUGCGAAUAAAAGGCGUAAAUAUGUCUACUUUGAACAGUUAUUAUUUUUACUUCCAUGCAUGGAAAACCGACUUACUGAAGGUAACCUGGAAGAGGAAAAUUUUCUAUCAAAUGAUGAGCAUGAUGAUCAAGCGGGUUCAUCCACUCCCACCCCUAUUCGUCAGCGGAAAAAGAGACCUAAUGUACCGAAGCAGACGGACGUGGAUGAAGCAUUAUUAAAGGCAUUAAAUGAGCCUAAUACUGAUGAAGAUGUGAACUUCGCUUUGUCACUGGUCCCUUCACUCCAAAGUUUAACCGCAGAAGAAAAACUUGAU
This is a messenger RNA of Diorhabda carinulata, 4636 nucleotides long. RefSeq lists its product as uncharacterized. Gene Ontology annotation, molecular function: nucleotide binding; DNA-directed DNA polymerase activity; DNA binding. The record is from RefSeq and is a predicted model, not a curated record. NCBI's taxonomy places the organism in Eukaryota, Metazoa, Arthropoda, Insecta, Coleoptera, Chrysomelidae. Bases 1399 to 3342 code for a protein of 647 amino acids. The transcript has 2 exons. Gene Ontology annotation, biological process: DNA replication.